This is a messenger RNA of Jaculus jaculus (lesser Egyptian jerboa), 708 nucleotides long. Its product is annotated as Kruppel-like factor 18. Lineage: Eukaryota; Metazoa; Chordata; Mammalia; Rodentia; Dipodidae. The record is from RefSeq and is a predicted model, not a curated record. The transcript has 5 exons.
AUGAGUGUGCAUGUGGCGCAGGUGACAACCAGCACUCUUCAUGUGUGUGCACGUGGGGCGGAGGUGACAACCAGCUCUCUUCAUGAGUGUGCACGUGGGGCGGAGGUGACAACCAGCUACCUUAAUGAGUGUGUACGUGGGGUGGAGGUGAGCACCAGCUCUCUUCAUGAGUGUGCACAGGUGAGCACCAGCUCUCUUCAUGAGUGUGCAUGUGGGGCGGAGGUGACAACCAGCUCUCUUCAUGAGUGUGCACGUGGGGCGGAGGUGAGCACCAACCUUCUUCAUUAGUGUGCAUGAGGGGCGGAGGUGACAACCAGCUCUCUUCAUGAGUGUGCAUGUGGGGCGGAGGUGACAACCAGCUCUCGUCAUGAGUGUGCAUGUGGGGCGGAGGUGACAACCAGCUCUCGUCAUGAGUGUGCAUGUGGGGCGGAGACAACCAGCUCUCUUCAUGAGUGUGCACAUGGGGCGGAGGUGACAACCAGCUCUCUUGUGACAACCAGCUCUCUUCAUGAGUGUGCACGUGGGGUGGAGGUGACAACCAGCUCUCUUCAUGAGUGUGCACUUGGUGCGGAGCAAGGCUUGAAUUCUAGUACCGGUGACCUGGGAUUCAGGAUGUGGCCACAGGUUGGCGGCAAUGUCACGUUCAUCCUCUUAUCUCUGCUGGCAGUCAAGGUGCCUGCCACAACUUCAAGCUCCCGGUGUUUAUGA